UGAACGACGGCCGACGGAGACAUUUUAAAUAAACACACAGCUAACUGCUAACGGCUAACAGGGCUCGCUGUGGUGCGAGCGGACUGCGCCAAAAAACACGUUCAAAUUGAUCCAAGUUGUCCAGAAGUAAAGUGCAUUCAGAAGUGCAUUGUUUGUGCAUCGCGAACCAGAGAAACUGCUAAUUACCGAAGAUGUCGAGAAGUGCGUCGCUGGGAGAAGAAGAAUAUAACUAAGGCUGUGCAGGUGAGCUCCCGUCCAGGCACAUUGGUCCAUGUUUGUUGGACCUUUGGGCUCUGGGCUCAAUUAGCAUGAAGAUGGCUGAUUCAGAGAAGGCAGAAGAAUUUGUGGAUGCUGAGUGCCCUCCAGAGUGCCUUGAUGAAGCACAAUCAGCCACCGCUUCUGGUCAAGGAGAGCAGGAUGAACACCUGAAAACAGAGACCACCACCAGUACCAGCUCACCCCCAAGGGAAAAGGAGGCAGACAGCCCAUUGCAUACAGAGGGAGAGCAGAGUCUCCUCUCCAUGCCUUUCCUGAUGAAGGAGCUCCGCCGAGACUCCCCAGAGUCCCAGCAUGCCUCUACGGGGAGUGACAAGCCUGUGUCUCGUCAUAUCUAUGAGAGUGACUCUUCAAACCCCUGCAUGCUCUCCCCUUCAUCCAGUGGCCACCUGGCUGACUCAGACACACUCUCCUCAGGGGAAGAAGGGGCCGCUCCUCCUGUUGGUGAGGAAGAAGAGGGCAGCAUGGAAGCUGCAAAUGAUCCUGGGCAGGCAGCAGCAAGGCAAGCCUCCGCCACAGCUUCAGGGGGUAGGAAGUCUCGGCGGUCACGUUCAGAGAGUGAGAUGCCUCCCAAUGCAAUGGCUGCAAAGAAGAAUCGCUGCCAGCCCACUGUGGUAGCAGCAGGAGGGCAGGAAAAACAAACCAAUGGCAAGCUGGCAAAAGUGAAAGGUCACCGGAGCCAGAAACACAAGGAGCGUAUACGUCUGCUGAGGCAAAAACGAGAGGCAGCAGCACGGAAGAAGUAUAACCUGCUGCAGGACAGCAGUACGAGUGACAGCGAGCUCACAUGCGACUCAAGCACCAGCUCAUCUGAGGACGACGACGACGAUACUUCAGGAGGUAGCAAGACAAUCAAGACAGAUAUUCCAGACGGGCCUCCAGUAGUGGGUCACUUUGAUAUUUCAGACACUGAUUCUAACCAGGAGAGUAUGAGUGUGGAGACAGUCCGGCCUACGGUGAUAAAGCAUGAGCUAAAAACACACAGAGACCAGGAUAUGGCACCUCACUCUGGGUGUAUAAGAGCUCUGAGCUCAAUCUCAGGCCACGUGGAGGCAGAGCUGUCGCACAAGGAGAGUUCUCAGCACAAGGGCCAGAUUAACAUUGCUUCCUCUGACAGUGAGGUGGAAAUAGUGGGAGUGCAAGAGAAAGCACGAUGCGCCCAUCCAUGCGGAGGGGUGAUAAAGAGUUUGUCGUCCUGGAAGGAAAGCUCAGUGGAGCAGUUAAACAGCACAAAUCAAUCACAGCUCUGGACUACUGUUUCCCCUCAGCCCAACUGGGUGUCCCCUCCUGAAGUGGUGGACCUCACGCUGGACGAGGACCCCGGACACAGAUACCUACUUUAAACGACUUGUUACACUGAAGACUCGUCAUUUCUCCCUCUCACUCCUCCUCAUCCAUCUCACCUCCCCUUCCGUGUUAAAGCUGAAAUUCUCUCUAGAGUCGCGGCCUCGCCUGUAACCGCUUGUGGACUCUUCUUGCCCCAGAGCACUCUUUGUUUUUAACUCACCGUUGAACAAUCAUGUAUCAAAGCCAUUCUACUGAUGUGAUUCCCCGAUCUUGGCUCAUCAGCUGUGGAUUUAGUCGUAAUAAAAUGGCACAACACUUUUAAUGCAGGUGGAAAUGUACAUGAGUGAUUUAUCUGAUAAUGCUAGCAAUAUCUUCCCUUCAUUUAAUACCUCAGUUUCUCCCUCAGUAACAGGAUGUAGGUAGUCAUUUUGUGUUGUGUGCUUGCAAGCUGCAUAGUGAAACCUUCAAGUUGCUGCUUUAGAGCAGGUCAAUAUCACAACAUUGCCGUUGGCUUGCUUCACUACAGACUUUGAGUGGGAAAUUUUGAGACUGGAUUCGGCUUUUUUUAUCUGCUGUCACCUGCGGUCAAGACAAAAUGGCCGCUGGUGAACUUUCUAUUGUACAGUAAACUGUAGCCAGAUGGCAAAGUUUACUUUGCACCUGUCUAGCGUGAUUUUAAUUUUCUAAGGUCUCACCACUGGAUUCACACUCAGAUCAAUCUGCAUUUAUAGUUUGCUUUACUAUACAAUGUCCUGCAUAGCCUCUGAUGCUGUCAGAUUGUUUUGGUUUAUCCUGAAGGAAUCAUUGGACAUUUUGGGAAACUUUUGCCGAGAGUUAAAAGAGAAGAUUGACACCUAUCUGUUAGAAAUACCUGAAGUUAGCUCAGGUUAAGAUCAGAUUCAGGGAAAUGACUAGCCUGACUCUUACUAGCUCCUCUAAAGCUCACUACUUAAUAUGCCAUAUCUUGUUUUUGAAUCUGCACAUCAAUUACAUCCUCUGAUUGGGUGAGGGGGGUUAUGUGUCUAUUUCUUCACCAGGCACAAUAACUUCCUGGAGUCGCGUUUUGUGAAAUAGUUGAACAGAUACAGGCUCAGUGAGUCUUCCUGACUCCAGUCUUUGUGCUAAGCUGAGCUAACUGGCUGCUGUCUGUAGCUUCAUAUUCAACAGAUCGACACCGGAGUAGUAUCAGCCUUCUCAUCUGCUGUUAGUGCUUCAGAGGAAUGCAAAUAAUCAUAGUUCCCAAAAUGUCUUUUGAUUUGAGUUGUCUGUUACUGCUAUAUCACAAACAGUUUUUCCUUUUUAUGAAAAUGAACAGAAAACCACUGUUUAGACUCUGAGGGAAAAACUAAAAUGCACUACAAAAUACAGUUGAUUUCCAUCACUGCAGCACACUGCGUGGCACUGGUGGUCUAUUGACAAUAGAAAUGAGUUAGCUUUUUGUGUUACGAUUUAUCAGAAGCCAAGUUUUUGAGUCUGAGAGUGUCCAAGGUGACGUCGUUCUCAGUGAAUGUAUGACCUUGCAGUGCUGACUGGGUGUACUUGUCGUUCGCAUGCUUCUCCUGAAUAGAUGCAAACUCCUUUAAACCUCUGGGGACCCCUUUAUAAUAACUGAGGAUGUGCAUCUUCCAUUGAAAUACUGCAAAGCAAGAUGGCCUGAAUGCCUUGAAAUGUGCACUAUUUUCUUUUCGAAUGGUAUAAAGCUUAUUCUUUUACCUUACAAAGCAGCCGAUUUUGCUAUCUCAACAAUAAAUAUUUUAAUAAUAGAUGUGAAUUUAGCACACAUAAAAAGAGUAAAAGUGGUGUUGAGUUUGUGCCCAUGUGUGGCGCGUUUCUAGACAUUUACUGUAUGAACUGUUUUUACCCUGAUCCUCAGGGCUUGCUCGCUCUCUUUCCCUGCAGUCUUAUUUUGUCCUCAUGCAGUACUGCAGCCACGCUGGCAAAUUUUUUAUCUACAAUCCAAAUGUCACCCAAUAUUUUGACACUUAGAUUUGUUCUAUUGCAUAUUGAAUAACAUUUACUUUCCUAAGUGAUGCUUGAGAAACAUAGAGUUAUUAUUUUAAUUUCUGCAGGUCACAGAAAGGGAAAAUCCUAAAUAUAAAUAACUAAACCAAAGUCUAAAUGGAAUUUAUGUUCUGAGUUUCUUUUAUUUCCCUUUUUAUUCUUAGAAAGUCUAAAUCUUUUAAUUUGGAAGUCAGCGCAUUUGUUGUGAAGAUGUGACAUGAAUUUUAUUUCGAAUUCAAGAUAUUGUUUGGUAUGUUUUUGUUUUUCCUUUGGCCAGUCCUUUCUACUAUAUGCAGCUACCACUGUAAUACUUCUUGAUCCGACCACUUCUGCUUGCAAAAUCCACUUUUUGCUAUUGUUCCGUGGGAUUGAUAUGAACUGUUAGUAAGACAUUGCUCAUGUCUUUAGUGAUAGAGGUGUGCUAGAAAACAGGGCAGUGAUGCUCGACUUUGGUUGCACAUAGCAUGUUCGGUGGCAUCUUUAAACCUCAAGUCAGAUAUUAUCCUCAUUACCAGUAAUUCAGCCUUGCUCUUCUGUUAUUUUUAUUCUAUUUUACUGUCAGUAUUUUAAAUUAACAAAAAAAAAAACUGUUUAUUUUGUUGCUUCUGAAAGUCCCUGACUUCCUUGAAAUUGUCUGUAGAACAAAAAGAAACUAUUUUAAAACUAAAUAAAUAGAGCGUUAUUUAAUGA
Molecule: messenger RNA, 4254 nt
Organism: Amphiprion ocellaris (clown anemonefish)
Lineage: Eukaryota; Metazoa; Chordata; Actinopteri; Pomacentridae
Gene: ark2n
Product: arkadia (rnf111) N-terminal like PKA signaling regulator 2n
Exons: 5
Coding region: 309-1619 (436 amino acids)
Biological process (GO): ubiquitin-dependent protein catabolic process
Molecular function (GO): ubiquitin protein ligase activity
Source: RefSeq, a predicted model, not a curated record